GUCAUAUUGGCGGGAAGUAGUAGGGGGUUUGUUAAAUACAGCACAAGCAGUAUUUUAAACAAAUAUCUGACUGCAGCUCAAGUCACUGUGUGAACUAAACUAAAGUUAAAAAACGGUUACAUGUAGCUAAAACUAAGAUGUCAACUUCAUCUGUGUCCAAGGGAUGCUUUGUUUUCAAGCCCAGUGCUAAGAAGAAAAAGACACUCAGUUUGGAGGAUAAUUUCAUCCAUGGCUGUGAAGGGGCUGACGAGAGUAAAACACGAUUCAAACUGUGUCAGGAUCUUUGGGAUCAAAUUAAAACGGACACAGAGCUUUUACAGGAUGAACUCAACACGAAAAUCCUGGACAGCUUGCUGGACUUCACGAGGAAGUGUUCUUCCACUCGCCAGCACAGUGACUGGGCAUCACAUAUGAGGGCCAGCGAGAUCCCCACAGCGGCUCUUGUUCUCGGUGUAAAUGUCCCGGACCAUGACAUGACCUUCCAGAGUUUGUCUGAACUGCUCCGGCAGUCGGUGACUCCUCAUGUGGCCUCAGUACAGGCCAAAGAGUGCGGAGCCUUGAAGCAUUUAAUAAAGAGGGUCCUGGAGAGGUUAAUGGGCACUGAUGUGACUGUGGAUGAUGAUGAGGAAGAGGAGACGGAGCAGACCAGUGCUCCGCUCCACAAGAGCGUGCACUGCUCCCUCAGUACACUCUGUGAUUGGUACACUAGGAAUACAAAGAAAUCCUACUCUCUUACGCCUGGAAAGAAGCGUAGCUCUCCGGUCAAAGAUAAUCUGCAGCAGCCUCCCAUUGUCAUUAUUUUCAAAGAUUUGGAGGCUUUCAAUGCAAGAGUUCUUCAGGACUUCAUACUCAUCUGCAGCCGGUACAUUGAACGUCUUCCGCUGAUGUUCAUCUUUGGUAUCGCCACGUCACCCAGCACCAUCCAACACAUGCUGCCCCACUCUGUGUCCUCCCUGCUGUGCAUAGAGCUCUUCCAGUCGCUCUCCUGUACUCAGCACCUGGCCACAGUCAUAGACAAGUUGAUCCUGACAACGCAUUUCCCUUUCAAGCUCAACGGCAAAGUGAUGCAGGUGUUGAUCAGCAUUUUCCUCUACCACGAUUUCUCAGUGAGAAACUUCAUCAAGGGUGUUCAGCUGGCCCUGCUGGAGCACUUUCACUCUCAGCCUCUCAGUGUGCUGUGCUGUAGGAAGAAGGAGGCUCUGCUUAAUGUGAUGCAGCUUGGUCACCAGGACCUAGAGAGGAUCAGACAGCUGCCGUCCUUCAAGAGGUAUGUAGAAAAGCAGGAACCUCAGGAACAGGAGCACCUGCUCACAGAUGACACUCAUUUGAAGGAGGUGUGCCGGAGGCUGAUAAAAGACCUUCGCGAAUACCACAAACACUAUUAUCCCACCCUGAGGUGUCUCCACGCUCUGACCUCAUCAUUACCUCGAUACCCGCUUGGGAAACAGAUCAGAGAGCUCCAUUUAAUCUGUCUGGAGAAGAACGUCUGGGAGAAUGAGGAAUACCAAUCAGCCAUGAAGCUUCUGAAGAUGCUGGCUAAAGAUGAGCUGAUCUCUUUGCUCAAGAAGUGUGCGGAGAUAUUGCAGCAUUCCAUGUCUAAGAAUAUGAAAAGUGCUCUUCUCCAGCUGGAAGCCAUGCUCGCCAAAUUCAAGCAGUUGGACACAGUAGUUGCUGAACCCCCCCCUCCUGCUGAAGAGAGUAUCACCUCCCCGAUGAAAAACCUUCAAAAGAAAACGGAUCUGUUCCAGCUGCAGAAGGCCCUGCUGGAGAUGAACGAGUCUCGGAGAUCCAAAAAACUGAGUCCAUUCGAGGUUCUGCGAAAUGAAACUCUCCAAUUUGUCGACAGCUUAGUGCAGAGCCACCUGUCUCCCCCAGAGUCUCAGACACUGUAUGAAGUUUGCUACUACUCUUCUUCAGCCACUAUGAGACGCCACCUGAAUGCAGCACCGCGCACCUCCAUUCAGGCUGCGCUCAACAGCCCCUUCUAUUAUCUCCAGAAUGACCGCCUAAAGUCUGAGGAUGGGUCCGUCUCUAACGCAGCUCCUGAUAUCUGCAUCGUGUACAAACUCCACCUGGAGUGCGGCAGGCUGAUAAACCUCUUCGACUGGCUGGAAGCCUUUGCGACUGUGGUGUCUGCUGCCGAGGGCAACGAUCCCGACUCUGACAGUUUUGGGAAAGUGGAUGAUGUCAAACACGCUCGUUUCAUUCGAGCUGUGUCAGAGCUUGAAUUUCUGGGCUUCAUAAAGUCCACUAAACAGAAGACCGACCAUGUGGCUCGAAUCACCUGGGGAGGCUGCUGACACAACUCUCAUAACUAAAUCUCAUGUAAAUCUGUAGCUACAGUCUCCAUUCACGCUCUUAUCAAACUUGAUUUUGUACUGUAUUUUUUCCUCUAAUAAAAUAUUUGCGAGUAGCGACUGAAAACC
Molecule: messenger RNA, 2426 nt
Organism: Trematomus bernacchii (emerald rockcod)
Lineage: Eukaryota; Metazoa; Chordata; Actinopteri; Perciformes; Nototheniidae
Gene: orc3
Product: origin recognition complex, subunit 3
Exons: 20
Coding region: 138-2300 (720 amino acids)
Biological process (GO): DNA replication; DNA replication initiation
Cellular component (GO): DNA replication preinitiation complex; nuclear origin of replication recognition complex; nuclear pre-replicative complex
Molecular function (GO): DNA replication origin binding
Source: RefSeq, a predicted model, not a curated record